Messenger RNA from Argiope bruennichi, 3093 nucleotides. RefSeq names its product fanconi-associated nuclease 1-like. Gene Ontology annotation, molecular function: 5'-flap endonuclease activity; 5'-3' exonuclease activity; flap-structured DNA binding. The transcript is spliced from 16 exons. Lineage: Eukaryota; Metazoa; Arthropoda; Arachnida; Araneae; Araneidae. Gene Ontology annotation, cellular component: nucleus. Gene Ontology annotation, biological process: interstrand cross-link repair. Bases 149 to 3070 code for a protein of 973 amino acids. The record is from RefSeq and is a predicted model, not a curated record.
UCUAUUUAAUUUUAGCGCCGAUUUCAUUUUCAUUUUGACUUUGAUUUUAAAUUUUCAUUUAUAUAACACAUGUCUUUUAUUAAUUUUCACUUCAUUAAAUUAUGCACUAAAUUAAAUUUAGAUUGUGACUGAUAAUGUAUUUUAGGCAAUGAAGAAAACCAAAAUAUUUGAUUUUUUUCAAUUAUCAUCUCAAAGUAAUAAUGUACCUUGUCCUGCAUGUGGGACUUUACUUCUCAAGUCGAAAUUAAAUGAACAUCUUGAUUCCUCAUGUUCCAGUGCAAUUUUAUCGCCCAUUUCAGUUGUAAAUUCAAAUAAACGAAAGAAAGCAAAGGACGGCGAAACAUCAAAAUUUCCUCAGAAAAGUGGACGGCAAGCAGCUGAUAAAGUUGUUUCAAAUCGGUUGAGUCUUAAAAGGCAAAGAAAUGUGAAGAGUAUCAAGAAGUAUGUAAAAUCUGAGGAAAAAAAGGAAAGUGAUGAUGAUAUAAUUAUUUUAGAAGAAAAAUUAGCCUCUCCUGAUAAAAUUAACUGCGAAAAGUCCAAUAUUAUUUCUAAUAAGCUUGGUACCUGUGAUAGCUCUGUUAUCCAAAAUGAAGCACAUACUUUUGAUUCAAGUAAAACAGACUGUAAUUUUUUUAAUACAAAUAUUGAAAUUACCUGUGAAAGAAAUUUGACAUUCAGCUCGAAAGCUAAUGAAUCCACACAUUAUGAGCUAAAAGUAAAUGAAAAGAAGGAUUCUGAAAUCUGUACACAGGUUCAUUUUGAUGAAGUGCCUGCUAAAAGGCUAAAGAGCGAAACACUGACUUCAGAUACUAGCUAUCAAAAUUCAGGUGAAAAAAUUGUGGCAAUUUGUACAGAAACUACUGAAACAACAUAUAGUGUGCAGAAAACUGAAUUUUUUUUUUCUAAAUCAAAGAGAAUAAAAGCUCAUUUGCAGAGUGAUCUACCAGUUAAAACACUAGAGUCAAAUACUUCUGAAUCAAAAUCAAUAAAGUCAGAUAUAAACAAUGAUGCUAAAAUAGUUCUGGAAGAUGAUGCUGUGUUUUCUGAGGAAUUAUCUGAUACUAAUGAAAAAGAAGAAAAACAAAGUAGUCAAAAGAAUUAUAUUCCUUAUUACAUUGCGAAUUUCAAACACAUUUUAAAUAUUGUGUUGAAUGAAAAGGACAAUCAGGUUUUAUUUAAUGAUGACGAUAUGAAAUCAGUUGAAGUUUUCAAAGCAGCAUCUGAUGCUGCUCAAAAACUAUAUGUUAGACUUUUCCAGCGGAAAUAUAAAUGGUUGAGAAUCAAUAAAAUAAAUUAUCCUGAUAUUACACAAGAUCCUCUGAUUACACUAGAAGAACUAGUAAAGAUUGGUUUAGUGGAUUCAGGGCAAUCAUCCCAAUUUUUGUCCUGCUCCUUUAAAAAUAGGUUCUAUGGCUGCUGUCUUUACCAGGAAGCUAAGAAUUUAGCUAAGCAUUUUAAUUUUAAUUCAGCAAAAAAUAAAACAGACAUUAAAGAAAUGCUUUUAAAGCAUUGCAAACAGCACAAAUCUGUAUUUUUCACGAAUGGAAGUAAUGGUAUUUCUAGCAUAAUGUUAAAAAAGGUGAAGCAAAUAAUGGGACCAUGUUACAGGAUAUCUCUCCUUCCAAAACGUGUAUUCACUCGCAUUUUAAUGUUGUUUUCUUUACCUACAAUGUCUGAUGAUGAAGAAGAAGCAGCUGGUGGACAACAACAGCAACUGAUCACUUUGUUACAAGUGAAUAAAGGAGAGCUUGUUUUCCCUAACUAUAAAGUUAAUAAGAAAACUGUGAUAUUUUGUGAUAGAGAUGAAUUAAUUAGGUAUGAAGAAGCUAGACAGCUUGAAAAUGAUAUAUUUAAUGCUAUAGAGAGCAAAAAGUUUGAGCUAGCAAAGGAAUUGUAUAUUAAUGCCAGGGAAGAAUUUGAAGAUCAGUGUUCUUCUGAUUUUGCUAAAAGGGCUUCAAUUUUACCACCAUUUUUGAAAAGGUAUACAUCGUUUCAUGUCUAUAUUCGGUGCAUGACUCUUGGUGUUGAAGCUCUUCAGAGGCUAAGGCAGUAUAAAGAAGCUGUAUCAUUAUUGCGGAAGUUGUUAAAACAAACAGCCUUUUGUCAAGAUUAUAAAGGACGAUGGUAUGAUCGACUAGCUCUGAAUUUAGAACAACACUUAAAACAGCCUGAACAAGCUUUGAAAGCUAUCAAAUCUGCAAUAAGUGAUAGUAAUGUGAGGGUUGGGCAUAGAUAUUCAUUACUAACUCGAGCCUUAAGAAUAACAAAGUCAUUAGAAGAUACUGAUGAAUUUCGGCAGCAGAUUUUGAAAGAAUCUUCUGUAAUCGAAGCUCCCAAAGUGGUUAUUAAAGGAAGAUUAUGUCCAAGACCUAUUUUGGGUCGAAGAAAUGUUUUCAUUUCUUCAUCUAGUACUGCAGAUGUUGAUGAUGUUACUAUUUUAGGUGUUGAACAAUUAGCUAUUGAACAUUAUAAAGAAGAAGGUUUUCCAGAAGGCAUUCAUGGAGAAGGCUCUACAUUUCAUUCAAUAUAUGGCUUGUUAUUCUGGGACAUCAUCUAUGAUGGCAAUAUACCAGAUGUAUUCAUUAGCCCUUACCAAACACAUCCUUUAGAUCUCAAUUCUGAAACAUUUUUUCAGAGCAGAAAAGAUCAAAUAUUGAGCCAUCUCGAAACAUUGCGGAAAUCAUCUCAUGAAGAAAUCAAAGAAAUUGUGAAAACUACAUGGGAAAAUCAUCAUGGUCAAGCAUCACUUGUUGCCUGGGACCACUUUGCAGAUUUAGAGCAUGUUCAAGGUUUAAUUUGCUGUUUUAAUUCUGAUGUUCUCUGUGGUAUCUGUGAGAGACUUGCUAAAGACUACAGAUUCACAAGAAGUGGUGUUCCAGAUUUAGUUGUUUGGAAUCCUGAAGCCUUUAAAGUAAAAAUAGUAGAGGUGAAAGGACCUGGUGAUAAAUUAUCUUCUAAACAAAUUUUAUGGCUUGAUUAUCUUAUUCAGUUGGGAGCAGAUGCUGAAGUCUGCUUAGUUGAAGCUGUUGCAUCAAAGAAACUUCGAAAAGAAACCUCCAAAGAAAUGUAGUUUUAUUUUUUUAUAAUAGUUUG